Molecule: messenger RNA, 921 nt
Organism: Epithele typhae
Lineage: Eukaryota; Fungi; Basidiomycota; Agaricomycetes; Polyporales; Epitheliaceae
Exons: 22
Coding region: 1-921 (306 amino acids)
Source: RefSeq, a predicted model, not a curated record
AUGUCUUCCCCGUCUCCCGCUGAUAUCAAGGCCCAUGGAAGUGGAAUCGAUACAUUCGCGCCGGUCCGUCUGUCAGACUCUAUGGGAGUCGGGUUCUACAUCAGGCACCGCACCGCGCCAGAGAAAGGGUACAUCAAGAUCCUUGUCUUCCUCUCUGUCGUCUUGACCUUCACGCGUUUCGGAUUGCAAAUUACCUCGUUCAUGAACUUUGGCCCGAACUCCCAUGGCGAUCCGUUCCGCAUCAAGACACAGCCUUGGACAACUCCGGCGCGGAUGGUCAUAGAUGCUCUGUGCAUGCUCAAUAUCCAAAUGUUCUUUGUGAUCAGAAUAUGGGCGUUCAGCAAGAUACUGCCCCUCGUUCUGGGUCUUUUGACCCUAGUGUUCGCAUGCUUCGCUCUUUGGAUAUACUUGAUCUAUAGCGUAGCCACAUCUCCAAUUCUUCCCUUCUGGACAACAUUGCUUAUUGCGCUGAGCGUCGUCACUGCGGUCACCGACAUCACCCUUUCGGCAACGUUCGUGAUUCUCAUGUGGAAGUCUAGAGAAGCGACCAUGCAUUUGUACGCGCACCAGGAGCAUCAUCAGCACCCUUUGGCCGGUGGGAUGGUAAUUAGUGCCCUUGCCACAGCCGCAGCGAUCGCGGUCAGCGUCGACCCAAAAUCGCUCGUCUGCAUGACGCUGUAUCAAGCGGUCGGCGUACUAUACACCAAUACGUUCUUCGCCCUCCUAAACUCGCGCGAGCACCUGCGCGCGCAGUGUGCGCAGGUUACCAAUAUCCCGACCACCGCACUGGGGAGGCAAUCCGUCAUGCCUACUGAAAUACGCUUGGGCACCUGGCACGACCCUCAGGCUCGCAGCAUCAAUGCCAGUGGCGCUGAAACGGCCGUCGUCCAGGCCGCGGCUCUCAGUGUCAGGGUUUCGUAG